Molecule: messenger RNA, 4975 nt
Organism: Capra hircus (goat)
Lineage: Eukaryota; Metazoa; Chordata; Mammalia; Artiodactyla; Bovidae
Gene: VPS4B
Product: vacuolar protein sorting 4 homolog B
Exons: 11
Coding region: 262-1596 (444 amino acids)
Biological process (GO): endosomal transport; vacuole organization
Molecular function (GO): ATP hydrolysis activity; ATP binding
Source: RefSeq, a predicted model, not a curated record
GCUGAUGACGAAAGCGGAAGUUCUGCGGCAGAGGCGGGACGCGAGCCCGGCGCGGGGGCUGGGAUCGCGGAAGCCCGGUGGGGAGGGUCGGGCGCUGUCUGAGUGCCGGGUGGUUUCCGAACAAGUUCCCGAGGGAGGCAGCCGCGAGGUUCCAAGCCGCUGGCCUGCGUGCGUUCGGGCCGCUCCAGGUGUGAGUCGACGUCGCCCUGUUGCCUGCCUCCGCCCCAGGCCUUCCCCGGGGAGCCGCCUCGGGUCUCCACCAUGGCGUCCACCUCGACCAACCUGCAGAAAGCCAUAGAUCUUGCUAGCAAAGCAGCCCAGGAAGAUAAAGCCGGGAACUAUGAGGAAGCCCUUCAGCUCUACCAGCAUGCCGUGCAGUAUUUUCUCCACGUGGUUAAAUAUGAAGCGCAAGGUGAUAAAGCCAAGCAGAGCAUCAGGGCGAAGUGUACGGAGUACCUUGACAGAGCGGAGAAGCUGAAGGAGUACCUGAAGAAGAGAGAGAAGAAGCCCCAGAAGCCGGUGAAGGAGGGGCAGCCGGCCCCCGCCGACGAGAAGGGGAAUGACAGUGAUGGGGAAGGAGAAUCUGAUGAUCCCGAAAAAAAGAAGCUGCAGAAUCAACUUCAAGGUGCCAUUGUCAUAGAGCGGCCCAACGUGAAGUGGAGCGACGUCGCUGGCCUGGAAGGCGCUAAGGAAGCUCUGAAAGAGGCCGUGAUAUUGCCCAUCAAAUUUCCUCAUCUCUUUACAGGCAAGAGAACACCUUGGAGGGGAAUCCUGUUAUUUGGGCCACCUGGAACAGGAAAAUCCUAUUUAGCCAAAGCUGUAGCCACAGAAGCAAAUAACUCAACGUUUUUCUCAAUAUCUUCCUCUGACCUGGUCUCCAAGUGGCUAGGUGAGAGUGAAAAGCUAGUUAAGAACUUAUUCCAACUUGCCAGAGAGAAUAAACCUUCGAUUAUCUUCAUUGAUGAAAUUGAUUCUCUGUGUGGUUCAAGAAGUGAAAAUGAAAGUGAAGCUGCACGAAGAAUCAAGACAGAAUUCCUAGUCCAGAUGCAAGGGGUUGGCGUGGACAAUGAUGGAAUUUUGGUUCUGGGAGCUACAAAUAUACCCUGGGUUCUGGACUCUGCCAUUAGGCGAAGGUUUGAGAAACGAAUUUACAUCCCUUUGCCUGAGGCCCAUGCCCGAGCAGCAAUGUUCAGACUGCACUUGGGGACCACUCAGAACAGUCUGACAGAAGCGGACUUCCGGGACCUUGGAAAGAAAACGGAGGGUUAUUCAGGGGCAGACAUAAGUGUCAUUGUGCGGGACGCACUCAUGCAGCCAGUCAGGAAAGUGCAGUCAGCCACUCAUUUUAAAAAGGUUCGUGGACCUUCGAGAGCUGAUCCGAGCAACACAGUAGAUGACCUGCUCACGCCCUGCUCUCCUGGCGACCCUGGUGCCAUUGAGAUGACGUGGAUGGACGUCCCCGGGGAUAAGCUUUUGGAGCCAGUUGUUUGCAUGUCGGACAUGUUACGGUCACUGUCGAGCACGAAGCCCACAGUCAACGAGCACGACCUGUUGAAACUAAAGAAGUUCACAGAGGAUUUUGGCCAAGAAGGCUAGACCGGAGGCAGCGGGACGGCGCUCACCACGCGUGUUCUCUCUUUGACAGGCAGUUUUGCUUUUCCUGGAUGGCAGUCAGAUUGUUUCCGGUAAAACUCUUUUACCACAGAGAAACAGAUCUCACUUCAGCGUUCCUUCAAGUUCAUACGUACUUUUGCUCCAUUACCAAUAAAAUCCUCCUGUUAACAAAAAUUAUAAAAUAACGGGCCAUAGGAAAAUGAGUGAUAAACAGAAACAGGGAAAAAAAGAAAAUGAGUGAUAUAUAAGUGGCAGGAAAAUAGAAAUUACCCAGUGAGAAGAAAAUUAAAAUUGAUUGACAUACAAAUAUUUUAAAUUGUUGGGAAUAGUGGUCUUUGCAAGGAGCAUUCUUUUUUUUUUUCCAACUAAAAUGAAAUGGGGCUUUUUCAUAUUUUGAAAAAAAAAAAUCUUAAGCAUCAUUCUCAUCAAAAUAAAAUUCAUUUGCUUUACUAAAAAAAAUUUUAAAUGCUUUACUCUCAGGGAUGGGCAGUAAGACAGCAGAGAGCACUGUGGUCAGGCUUGGAAGGCCCUGGACUGCGUUGUAGCCAAGGGGCUGGCUCACUUUUGAUAGGGUGGCUUGUUUCUCCAUGUUGAUUUAAAUAGUUUCUAUAAAAGCUGCAAGCUUUUUUAUAUUUAACUAAGUAAUACCUUUCACUGUGCAAUCUUUAGAGAAAGACUCUCUUAAGUUAGGCGUUGUCUUUGUUUUGAAGAAGAAAAUUGUCUCUCUCAGUGUCUUUUUGUAGUAAGAUUGACCAAAACAGGUGGUGAAUAAAUAAUGUACUUUUAAAAUAAUUCUGUCGUGAAAUACUGUAUGGGAACCUUUACCUAAAGGAACACACGGCCUCCCUUUGGAUUAUGGAAAGUUUCUUGUAUGUGAUAUCGGGGUGUGUGUGUGUGUAUAUAUAUAUAAAUUUUUUUAAUAUAGGAUAGCUAGAGUCUUGUCUUUGACCUUGUAAGUUCAGGGAACAGCUUGUCCUGACCACACAUAUGUUAUCAAUGUAAUGUUUCAUGAUGCUUUAGAAAUGAGCUGAUAGUCUCCUUAAAUAAUAAAAUGCAGACAUGAUUUUAUGUCAUUUUAAUGCCCUCCACUAGAUAAUCUGAGGGGGUGUGUUACACACUUCAGCACCAACACUAAGUUGUGCCUUGUCCAUUUGCGUUGGCCUCUCCACGCACAGUCUCCCCAAGCCAGCUAGAAUGCGGCCCUGCCCUCGCUGUGAAGUUCUGCCCCGCAAACGCCGUAGGGUGGCUUGCAUCUUAAAGCCUGUUGCACAUUAUACAUGUUAUGCUCCGUGGUCGCCUUGGGGUUUUCUGUACAGAUUGUUUUUGUUGAUAUUAAAUGGAAAUCACGGGCCCAAAAUACGCUGUUCUUACGUGAAGUAAAUGAUAUAACCUACUGUUGGCUAUAUUCUGUGUAUGCUGCUUUAUUUCGGGAUCUUCUGUGUAGGAGAAAAUAUAUCUAAAUUGAUUAGACACAAGAGAUUAUUAAAGAUUAUUAAUUAAAGAUGUCUCCAUGAAAAUUCUACUUUAGCCGCCUCAGAAUCAUACAGUAUUGCUAUUAAAGUCUUGUCAUUAAGAGAAUUAGUAUAACUGUGUUAUUAUAAACUGUAUAGUAAUUGAACCUAGAAUUCUCUGUGAAUCCAGUCUGUCUGAGGGAGGGUUUCGCCUCAGUCCCCCAAGCAGCGUGCAGGUGCAGCACUAAUGACAAGUGGAGGGCCCACCACUGAAUCCUCCUGUGUGCUCAGCAUCUGUGUCACUUUUAGCCAUUUUCCACAUUUCUGGUUUUGAAACUGUUUCUAGAAUCUUAUUAAUUUUAAACUUACGCUAGAAUGGUGGAGCAUAGACCAUUUCCAUGUGCUCUUUAUGGGCAGAUAACUACUCAGGAGGAAGCUGGAUGUUCAGGCUCUCUCUGCCUGGAUGUUGACCAUUACGAUUUUUGCUGUUGUUGAGUUGCUCAGUCCUGUCCAACUCUUUGCAACCUAUGGAGUGCAGCACACCAGGCUUCCUUGUCCUUCACUAUCUUCCAGAGUUUGCACAAACCCAUGUCCAUUGAGUUGGUGAUGCCAUCCAACCACCUCAUCCCUCUCGUCCCCUUCUCCUCCCACCUCAGUCUUUCCCAGCAUCAGGGUCUUUUCCAGGGAGUCAGUUCUUCUCAUCAGGUGGCCAAGUAUUGGUGCUUUAGCUUCCAUUGAACAUUCAGGGUUGAUUUCCUUAGGGUGGACUGGUUGGAUCUCCUUGCAGUCCAAGGGACUCUCUAGUCUUCUGAGCCAACAAGUAGAGUUGACUCUCCUUUGCAGUAGCAUGGUGCUUGACACUGUUUAUUAUUUCAAGCUUUUACUUAAUAAAGGCUUGGAAAAAUUAAGGGAGUUAUAUCCAUAUUUAUCAACUUCCUAGAUUAUCUUUGAGAGUUUUCAUAAAAGAUAAUUUGAACUUGCUUUGUUCCUGCUGGUCUCCUGCCGUGGUGGUGAAUGUCAGUCUUUGUUCUUGGAGCUGAAAUCAGAGGUGUGCCAGAGCUGGUUGGCUCCUCUUAGCCCCAAGAUCCAGGUUUUCUUCUUCCUGACCGCCUGGGCAGCUUGAAACCUGUCACGGUGGCUGUGAUCUUCACCGCAGAAUCCAGCCAGUUUCCAUUUACAUGGCGUGGCACAAAGCAAGAACCGUAGUUUUAAAUAGAAAAGUUUGUAUUUACUGUGUUUACAGAAAUAAAGGAGAAACGUUAUGUCUCUGAAGAGUCAUAAAAAGCAUUUAAUAAAAUUCCAGCACCAUUUGUGAUUUUUUUUUAACUUUAUAAACUAGGGAUUGAAGAGAACAUCUUAUUUUAAUAAAGAACAUCUACCAAAGAAAGAAAAACUCUAACAAAGACCGUACUUUAUUGUGAAUUAUUGAGAACUUGGCUCCGCAGGCAUCAGGAAGAAGACCAAGGUGCCUGCUGCCACCUCUCCUUUUCAGUUUUGUGCAGGAGAUUCUACAUAGUUGUAGGAAAAUAAAAGUUUAGGGUUAAAAAGGAAGAAACUCAAUUGUCAUUCUCAGGUGGCAUGACUAUAUGUGUAGAAAAUCCAAAGUAACAGAAUCUGAAUUUAACACGAUUAGAAGAUACAGGUUAGUAAGUAACAACUGUAUUUCCAUAUUGUAGCCACGAUUAGAAACGGAAAUGGAAACAAGCCCCGCCCUGCUUUAUUUUUCUAUGUACUUACCGUCGUCUCACAUAGUGUGUAAUAUACUGUUUCUCUUAUUUGUGAUUUCACCUCCUCACGUUUGUUCCAGGAAAGCUGGGGUUUUCUUGUCUCUUUUUCUCCUCUGCUGUCCCUUCAGUAUCUGGAACAGUACUAGUGCCCGAUGGGUGCUCAAUAAAUACUUACUGAGUGAA